AAGUCCCAUCACCAUCUCCUUUCCGUUGUAAACGUUCACAUUCCCGCCAUCAUCGCGCGUUCACUGUCAACAAGAGACCCACCGGAGACCAGGUGAAUGCCGGCGAAACUAACUUUCUGUUCCCGGAGGACAACCCACAAACACCGAACCACAUUCUGCGCGUCCGAAGGCGCGUGCUCCGCCGUCUUCAGGAAUCUUGUGGCGGUGAGCUGUUGGGGCAAUAAGCCAUGGCAGCCUUCGUGCCCAAACUCUGCAGUGGUGGUACAGUAAAGAUCCGGUUCAACAGCAUGGACCUGGGCACCACCAAGUGGAGAGAGGGAACGUUUGAGAUCCUGGAGAAGGACAACAAGGUCAGCCUGAGCUUGAGAUACAGCAGCGGUGGAGCAGCCAGGACCUUCCAGCUGAAUCAGAACGUGAAGAGCUUUACCCAGAACCUGAACCGGAUCAUGCUGACCCUGAAGGACAGCAGCAUCAUCACCCUGGAUAAAAUGCCCGUCCAGCUGGUUCAGAGGACCAAGGAGUUCCUGGAGAAACUGAAGCAAGGAAAACCGGUCUUGAAAUCGUCCCAUGGAAGUGCCAACUUCGGCGUGCUCGGCAACCGGCCCAUGAAGAACGAGAACAGCCCGUCUGGGGACAGACAGACCACGCCGAGGCGGCAGAGCGCCGACGGCCGGGACGACUCCACCCCGCGGAAACCUCUGAGCAGCCCGAGCAGAGCGGCCUCCACGCCGACACGCAGCGGACUCUCUGAAAACAGGGGGGAGAAGAGGAAGAGGCUGCUGAACUCUGAAAGCGACCUAACGGAGGAUUACCCCAAGGAGAACGACUCCUCCAGUAACAACAAGGCCACUUUGGACCCGUCCAGGAAGUUUCUGCUGAGCUGCAAAGAUAAACUGAAGCAGACGGAGGAGAACCGGAGCUCAGCCCCGCUGAGCUCCGCUCCUCUUCAGCCGACGUCGUUCUACGGCAGCCGAUCUGGAACCAAAGACUACGGCCAGAGCCACUCGUUCCUGGACAGGGCGUCCGGCGCCGCUCAGACCUCCACCACCAAGAGAAGCCUGAUGCUGCCCAACCACUCCACUCCCUUUAAGAAAGUCCGUCCAUCUCUGGAUUACGGCUGGAACAAGCAGAGACCGUCCAGCCUGGCGCAGCCGCAGCCGCCCCUGCAGGGGUUCUCCAACCUGGGCAACACGUGCUACAUGAACGCCAUCCUGCAGUCGCUGUUCAGCCUCCCCUCCUUCUCCAACGACAUGCUGAAGCAGAGCAUCACCUGGAAGAAGGUUCCUGUCAACGCCUUGCUCAGGCGCUUCGCCCACCUGAUGGUGAAGAAGGAUGUGGCCUGUCCAGAAACCAAGAAGGACCUGCUGAGGAAGGUGAAGAACGCCAUCUCCUCCACGGCCGAACGCUUCUCUGGAAACGUGCAGAAUGACGCUCACGAGUUCCUGAGUCAGUGCUUGGAUCAGCUGAAGGACGACGUAGAGAAGAUGAACAAAAGCCUGGCGAUCGACACGGCUGCUUCCUCUUCCUCCUCUUCCUCCUCGGUGACGUGUGACAACGCUCCGGAGGCGGCGAUGACACCCGGCGACGAGGCCGACACCUCCCGCAUCUACACCUGCCCCGUGGCCGUCAACAUGGAGUUCGAGGUGCAGCACACCAUCACCUGCAAAUGCUGCGGUGAGGUGGUGAACAAACGCGAACAGUUCAACGACCUUUCCAUCGACCUGCCGCGCAGGAAGAAAACGCUGCCGCUGCGCUCCAUCCAGGACUCCCUGGACCUCUUCUUCAGGAUGGAGGAGAUUGAAUAUUCGUGUGAAAAGUGCAGCGGGAAAUCUGCAACGGUUACUCACAAGUUCAGCAAACUGCCCAGAGUCCUCAUCCUCCACCUGAAGAGGUACAGCUUCAACGCCCAGCUGUCCCUGAACAGCAAGCUGGGCCAGCAGGUUCUGAUCCCGCGGUACCUGACGCUGCUGUCCCACUGCACCGACGGCACCCGGGCCCCCGUCAGCCUGAGCUGGACCCCCCAACCCGCCACGUCCAGAACCCUGAAAACGUCGCAGUCGAUCAACUGCUCCACGACUCCUCAGAGGAGGGUUGGAGGGAAAUCCUCCAGCUGCAGCUCCGUCCUGCUGGACUCGGACUACGAAGACGAACCCACCAGGAAGGUGAACGUGAGCCGCAGGCGGCGCCUGAGCAUCUGCCUGCCUGAAGAGGACGACCGUCCAGAGGAGAAGCCGGCGGCGGCGGCGAUGGAUUCGUCAGAAUUCAGUGGCAUAAACGACGACGAGAUGUUAGCCGCCGUGCUGGAGAUGAGCCGACAGGAAGCCGGGCUUCCUGCUGCGGCGCCGCUGGAGGACGAGCCGACCAGCAGCCCCGACACCGGGUUCGGAGACUCGGACGUUCACGACCUGGCUUAUCACACGGAGCUGCUGGAAACGGACAGCAAGCAGCCUGCAGACGUCCUGGACUCUCUGGAUCUGACCAUGGAUGAGAACAAGGAGAACCAGACCCCGGAGGGCGCGCAGCCGCAGGGCGAGCUGGACUGGGUCCAGCAGUACAGCCUGGACCAGGAGCGGGAGCGGGAGGAGCAGGAGCUGCAGCAGGCGCUGGCCCAGAGCCUGCAGGAACACGAAGCCCAGGAGAUGAGGGAAGACGACGACCUGAAGAGAGCCACUGAGCUCAGCCUCCAAGAGUUCAACAACUCGCUGCCGGAGCUGCUGGGUUCGGACGACGACUCCGGGAACGAGGACGUCCUGGACAUGGAGUACACUGAAGCCGAGGCGGAGGCGCUGAAGAGGAACGCCGAGGCCGGAGAGCUGGCCAACUCCUACAGACUCAUCAGCGUCGUCAGCCACAUCGGGAGCAGCUCUUCCUCUGGACAUUACAUCAGCGACGUCUACGACAUGAAGAAGCAGUCGUGGCUGACCUACAACGACCUGGACGUGUCGCGCACGCAGGAGGCCGCCGUCCAGCGGGACCGCGACCGCAGCGGGUACAUCUUCUUCUACAUGCACAAGGAUGUUUUCGAGCAGCUGUCGGAGGCGGAGCGGUCCGGAUCCAGCAGCGCCUCUGAAGCAGGAAGGAACGUCCUGCAGCCGCUCUGAGCUCUGCACAUCCUGCCGGUUCCUGCUAGGUGGCGCUGUCCUCCGUUUGUUCCUCUACUCAGACGGCAAAGUGUUAACGACUCAAACGUUCAGCGGAUCAAACUUUGCCUCCGUGUCUGAGGCCAUUUUGUUUUUUUCUUUGUUUUGUUUUUUGUCCUGGUUUCAGCAGAGCUGCUGGUUCUGGUUCCAUGUUUGCAGAUCCUUUAGUUCUCUACUGAAUAAAGAAAUUCUAUGUUGGAGUAAA
Molecule: messenger RNA, 3345 nt
Organism: Poecilia reticulata (guppy)
Lineage: Eukaryota; Metazoa; Chordata; Actinopteri; Cyprinodontiformes; Poeciliidae
Gene: usp37
Product: ubiquitin specific peptidase 37
Biological process (GO): G1/S transition of mitotic cell cycle; protein deubiquitination
Cellular component (GO): nucleus; cytosol
Molecular function (GO): cysteine-type deubiquitinase activity
Source: RefSeq, a predicted model, not a curated record